GUUAUUUAUAAAGCUCAGUACUGUAUGAUAAACUGUAUCUCAACAAAGAAAACCAUUAUUUUCUGUUCUAGACUUUCAGACUGCAGUAUCACAGAAGAAGGUUAUAAAGCUCUGGCUUCAGCUCUGAGAUCAAACCCUUCACACCUGAUAGAGCUGGAUCUCACAGGAAAUGAUCCUGGACAAUCAGGAGUGAAGCAGCUCAGUGAUUUACUACAGGAUGAACAAUGUUCAUUAAAGACCAUCAGGUUUUUGAAAAGUCCUGCUGCAGAGGAAGCGUGUGAGUAUCUCACUAAAGUUCUGGGUACAAGUCCAUUAUUUCUGACAGAACUGGAUCUGAGUGAAGAUAAAUUAGGAGAUCUGGAUGGAGAGAAACUCUCAUCUCUUUUGAUGGACUCCCAUAGCAAACUGGAGAAAAUGAAGCUGAAUAAUUGUGAUCGGACAGAGAAAAGCUGUUCAGUUCUAGCUACUGUUCUCUCCUCCAAAACCAUCCUGAAAGAGAUGAACCUGAACAACAGUCGUCUGCUGGACUCAGGAGUCAAAGAGAUCUUUGAGGGACUGAAGAAUCCUGUGUGUGAGCUGAAGAUACUCAAACUCUCAGACUGCAGUAUCACUGAAGAAGGUUAUAAAACUCUGACUUCAUCUCUGAGAUCAAACUCACACCUGAUAGAGCUGGAUCUGACAGGAAAUGAUCCUGGAGAAUCAGGAGUGAAGGAUGUCAUUGAUUUACUGCGAGGUGGAUGCUGUAAAUUAAAGACUGUCAGGUUUUUGAAAAGUCCUGCUGCACAGAAAGCAUGUGAUCAUCUCACUGAAGUUCUGGGUACAAAUCCGUUAUUACUGAAAGAACUGGAUCUGAGUGAAGAUAAAUUAGGAGAUCUGGAUGGAGAGAAGCUCUCUGCUCUUUUGAUGGACUCUCAUAACAAAGUAGAGAAAAUGAAGCUGAAUAAUUGUGAGCUGAUAGAGAAAAGCUGUUCAGUUCUAGCUACUGUUCUCUCCUCCAAAACCAUCCUGAAAGAGAUGAACCUGAACAACAGUCGUCUGCUGGACUCAGGAGUCAAAGAGAUCUGUGAGGGACUGAAGAAUCCUGUGUGUGAGCUGAAGAUACUCAAACUCUCAGACUGCAGUAUAACUGAAGAAGGUUAUAAAGCUCUGGCUUCAGCUCUGAGAUCAAACCCUUCACACCUGAUAGAGCUGGAUCUCAGAGGAAAUGAUCCUGGACAAUCAGGAGUGAAGGAGCUCAAUGAUUUACUACAGGGUCCAAACUAUUCACUGAAAACACUGAGGUUUUUGGGUCCAGCUGCAGAAGAAGCCUGUAAAUAUCUGACUGACGUUCUUCACAUUAAAAACCCGUUACUCCUGAGAGAACUUAAUCUGAGUGAACAUGAACUAGGAGACACACGAGUGAAUCAGAUCUCUGCUCUACUGCAGGAUAAACACUGUACACUCAACACACUGAUGUUGAAGAAUAACAGUAUUACAGAAAAAGGUUGUGCUGCUCUGAUUUCAGCGUUUUAUUCAAAUCCUUCAAACCUGAUCGAGCUGGAUCUGAGUGGAAAUAAACUCGGAAACUCAGGAAUAGAGAAGAUCUGUCUUCUGUUGAAAAAUCCUCAAUGCAAAUUGAAGCAACUAAAACUUUCAGACUGCAGUAUCACAGAAGAAGGUUAUAAAGCUCUGGCUUCAGCUCUGAGAUCAAACCCUUCACACCUGAUAGAGCUGGAUCUCACAGGAAAUGAUCCUGGACAAUCAGGAGUGAAGCAGCUCAGUGAUUUACUACAGGAUGAACAAUGUUCAUUAAAGACCAUCAGGUUUUUGAAAAGUCCUGCUGCAGAGGAAGCGUGUGAGUAUCUCACUAAAGUUCUGGGUACAAGUCCAUUAUUUCUGACAGAACUGGAUCUGAGUGAAGAUAAAUUAGGAGAUCUGGAUGGAGAGAAACUCUCAUCUCUUUUGAUGGACUCCCAUAGCAAACUGGAGAAAAUGAAGCUGAAUAAUUGUGAUCGGACAGAGAAAAGCUGUUCAGUUCUAGCUACUGUUCUCUCCUCCAAAACCAUCCUGAAAGAGAUGAACCUGAACAACAGUCGUCUGCUGGACUCAGGAGUCAAAGAGAUCUUUGAGGGACUGAAGAAUCCUGUGUGUGAGCUGAAGAUACUCAAGCUCAGUAACUGUGCAUUAACAGAGGAAAGCUGUUCAGCUCUUGCUUCAGUUCUCAGUUCAGACUCCAGCAGUUUGAAGGAUCUUGAUCUGAGCAAUAAUACUCUGAAGGAUUCAGGAGUCGAGCUGAUCUCUGAUGGACUGAAAGACAACUGUAAACUAGAGAAGCUCUGUCUUUCAGACUGCAGUAUCACUGAAGAAGGAUAUAAAGCUCUGGCUUCAGCUCUGAGAUCAAACCCUUCACACCUGAUAGAGCUGGAUCUCACAGGAAAUGAUCCUGGACAAUCAGGAGUGAAGGAGCUCAAUGAUUUACUACAGGGUCCAAACUAUUCACUGAAAACACUGAGGUGAGAUGU
Messenger RNA from Carassius auratus (goldfish), 2501 nucleotides. Its product is annotated as ribonuclease inhibitor-like. Gene Ontology annotation, molecular function: protein binding. Lineage: Eukaryota; Metazoa; Chordata; Actinopteri; Cypriniformes; Cyprinidae. The transcript has 14 exons. The record is from RefSeq and is a predicted model, not a curated record. Gene Ontology annotation, cellular component: cytoplasm. The coding region runs from base 25 to 2496 and encodes 823 amino acids.